This is a messenger RNA of Chrysemys picta bellii (western painted turtle), 7380 nucleotides long. RefSeq names its product sushi, nidogen and EGF like domains 1 (gene SNED1). Gene Ontology annotation, molecular function: Notch binding; calcium ion binding. Gene Ontology annotation, biological process: Notch signaling pathway; cell-matrix adhesion. The record is from RefSeq and is a predicted model, not a curated record. NCBI's taxonomy places the organism in Eukaryota, Metazoa, Chordata, Testudines, Emydidae.
GAGACCCCCCCCCUCAUCCCACACCCAGCUAAACAGAGACAUUAGUGUAGCCGAGAGAGAAGAAUCAGUGGAGAGAGACCCACAGCGACUGGCCUGCGACUCUGGGACCUUUCUGUUUAUACAGAGAUUCUAGCUCUCUUCAGUGGUGCCUAACUCUCCCCACGCUACACUGCCUAGGAGGGGGGAAGCGGGGGGACUCUGGCUUUUGCACCAUUGAGAUCUGUGCCUUUUUAUUCCUGCUAGGCAGUUUGCAGCUCAGCCUGUUUUUUUAUCGCAUUCCCCUCCCCACUCCAUCCCCUCCAACCAAACCAAAUCAUACCAGCAUUAAAAACCCAACCAGCCCACGCAAGGACAGAUAGCAGAGUUUUGCAAAGUUCUGCUUGAUGAAAGCCAAAAAAAAAAAAGACCCCGGUGUAACUCUGAGUUGAACUAAGCGACAGCCGGUGUGUUGUGGAGAUGCGGGGCCUGGCUGGAUGGAUGGUGAUCCUAGCCCUGGGGAAAUGGGUUUGGGUCGAGGGUGUUGUGCCUCUGGCUGACUUUUACCCCUUUGGCUUGGAGCAGGGGGACGCUGUCACUUUGAAACAGGAUGAUGGAGGCUCUGGGCUUCAGCCGAUCUCAGUGAAAUUCCCUUUCUUUGGAGUGGGACACACAGGACUGUAUGUAAACAACAAUGGAAUCAUCUCUUUCUUGAAGGAGGUUUCCCAGUUUACACCGGUCGCUUUCCCAAUCUCCAAAGACCGGCGUGUGGUAGCAGCUUUCUGGGCUGAUGUGGAUAACCGACGGGCAGGUGAAGUGUAUUACCGGGAAAGUAAGGACCAGACCAUCUUGGAGAGAGCCACCAAAGACAUCGGACAGUAUUUCCCUGAAUUCCUGGAGUUCUCUGCCGUAUGGGUUUUUGUGGCCACCUGGCACCGGGUGACCUUCUUUGGAGGAAGUUCCUUUUCUCCAGUAAACACCUUCCAGAUUGUCCUCAUCACUGACAGUAAACUCUCCUUUACCAUCUUCAACUAUGAGUCUAUCACUUGGACCACAGGCAUGCAUGCCAGUAGCGGGGGAGAUUUUGCUGGCCUGGGAGGCAUCGCAGCACAGGCAGGUUUCAAUGCUGGUGAUGGAAAGCGCUACUUCAACAUCCCCGGAUCCCGCACCGAUGACAUUGUCGACGUGGAGAUGACUACAAAUGUGGGUAUCCCCGGGCGCUGGGUGUUCAGAAUCGAUGAUGCCCAGGUGCAAGUGGGGGGCUGCAACAACACAACCUCCGUGUGUUUUACAUUACGCCCCUGUUUGAAUGGGGGGAAGUGUAUUGAGGACUGCAUCACGGGAAAUCCCUCCUACUCCUGCUCCUGCCUUGCAGGCUUCACGGGCAAGAGAUGUCAUCUUGAUGUGGAUGAGUGUCUUUCCCACCCAUGUCAGAACAGUGCCACCUGCAUCAACGGCAUCAACAGCUUCAGCUGUCAGUGCCCACCAGGGUUCAAAGGAGCCAUGUGUGAGACAGUGGAGUCGCCCUGUGAAAUGAAGGAGUGCCAGAACGGCGGGCAGUGCCAAGUGGCAAACAAGACAGCGGUGUGUGUGUGUCAGGCAGGAUAUACAGGAGACUCCUGUGAGAUAGAAAUAAAUGAGUGUGAAUCCAGCCCCUGCUUGCAUGGGGGGCGCUGCAUCGACCUGGUGGAUAACUACACAUGUGUGUGUGUGGAGCCCUUCGUGGGACAGCGCUGUGAGACAGACCCCUUGCCGUGUGAGGAUAGGAGCUGCAGGAACCGGCAGACCUGUAACUACAUCCGCCCAGGACGCUACAUCUGCACGUGUUCGCCGGGUUACUACGGCAACAACUGCCAGUACGGUGGGCCCAGAAUGCCAAGUGCUUGUCUCUCUAGUCCAUGCCAGCAUGGUGGGAACUGUCUGGAAACCGAACAAGGCUAUGUCUGUGAAUGCCCAGAGGGCUAUAUGGGCACUGACUGCAGAGACAAGCUCUCUGAGGACUGCGAGUGUCGGAACGGGGGGAAGUGUCUGGAUGGAAACUUCACCAUUUGCCAGUGUCCGCCUGGAUAUUUUGGACUCCUCUGUGAAUUUGAAGUGACUACUACACCUUGCAAUAUGAACACACAAUGUCCGGACGGGGGCUACUGCAUGGAGUAUGGUGGAAGCUACCUGUGCGUGUGUCAUACGGACUAUGGCACCAACCACUCUGUGCCAUCUCCCUGCGACUCAGAGCCCUGCCUGAACGGGGGGUCCUGCGAAGCCCAUGAUGACUCAUACACCUGCGAAUGUCCCCGGGGCUUCAACGGCAGGCACUGUGAGAAAGUCAGGCCAAGGCUCUGCAGCUCCGCGCCAUGUCGGAACGGGGGGACAUGUAAGGAGGCAGACGGAGAAUACCACUGUGCCUGCCCCUACCGAUUCACCGGGAAGCACUGCGAGAUAGGUAAACCAGACUCCUGUGCCUCUGGGCCAUGUCAGAACGGGGGCACAUGUUUCCACUACAUCGGCAAGUACAAGUGUGACUGUUCCCCAGGCUACACGGGCCGGCACUGUGAGAUAGCCCCUUCUCCUUGCUUCCUGAGUCCGUGUGAAAACGGAGCCACCUGCGAGGACCAUGGCAGCAACUACACCUGUACAUGCCCUGCGGGAUACGUGGGAAAGCUCUGCCAGUCAGAGGUGGACUGCGGCAUUCCCAACGAGGUGAAGCAUGCCCGCGUGCUGUUUAACUCCACCCGCAUGGGCUCUCUGGCUGAAUACCUGUGUGAGCGAGGCUACAUCUUGCGCCCUCAGAACAACCCCCGCAUCUGUAGAGCACAGGGCGUCUGGAGCGACCCCCCGGAGUGUGAUGAAAUUAACGAGUGCAUUUCUCAGCCCUGUUUCAACAGGGGUUUGUGCAAGGAUCGUAUUGCUGAGUUCCUGUGCCUGUGUGAAGCAGGAUACACAGGCCCCCACUGUGAGUUGGAGAUUGAUGAAUGUCAGUCCGACCCCUGUAAGAAUGGAGGAACUUGCAAGGAUCUCCCAGGAUCCUUUGCUUGUCAUUGUCCUGAUGGCUUCGUGGGAAUCCAGUGUGAAACAGAAGUGGAUGCCUGCGAAUCAGCUCCCUGCCGUAAUGGAGGGGUCUGUGAAAACUAUGGUGGCUCCUACCUGUGUGUCUGCCCAGAGGGUUUCUUCGGCUACCACUGCGAGACGGCCAGCGAUCCUUGUUUCUACAGCCCGUGUGGGAGCCGAGGCUACUGCCUGCCUAGCAAUGGAUCCCACAGCUGCACCUGCAAGGUGGGCUACACAGGCAAGAGCUGCGAAAAAGAACUGCUGCCACCAACAUCAUUAAAGGUGGUCAGGGUGGAGGACACAGGGGUGUCGAUUUCUUGGUACCCCCCCGAAGACCCAGUUGCCAGGCAGAUGAUUGACGGCUACGCCGUGACGUACGUAUCCUUCGACGGCUCUUACCGCAGGACAGAUUUUGUGGACCGAAGUCAUUCUGCCCACCAAUUGCGGGCACUAGCCUCUGGCAGAGCCUACAAUAUUUCUGUCUUUUCAGUCAAACGCAACGUGAACAACAAGAACGACAUCAGCAGGCCUGUCAUGCUCAUCACACGCACUAAACCUCGCCCAGUGGAGGGAUUUGAUAUCGCCAACGUGACGGCCAGCACCAUCACGGUGCAGUGGGCUCUCCACAGGCUCCAACACUCCUCCAUCAGCAAGGUGCGCAUCUCCAUCCGCCAGCCCGGGGACCUGGAGGACCGCACCGUGGAGCUGAACAGCAGUGUGACCAAGUACACGUUCAGGGACCUCCGGCCAGGGGAGAGGUAUCUCAUCCACGUGUCAACCCUGAGCGGGCUGGAGACGGAAGAUCCUCCCUCAGAGAGCCAGGCCAUGGCACCCUUCCACGUGUGGACUCGGCCUCUUCCUCCCCAGAACCUGACUGCCUCCAGAGUCAGCGCCACCUCUGUCUACAUGACCUGGGACCAGCCACUGGCAGGGUCCGUGGAGGGUUAUAUCAUCAACGUCACCACUAACCAGAGCAUCAAGAGCCGCUACGUGCCCAACGGGAAGCUGUCGUCCUACACGGUGCGUGACCUGCUUCCCGGUCAGAGGUAUCGCUUGUCCAUGAUGGCCAUCCAGAACACCGAGCAAGGCCAAGGGCACAGCGAGCCGGCCCAUGUCUACAUCUUGACCUUGCAGAGGAAUGGAACCCCGGAGAGGCGAUGGGGCCAAGCAGGACACCCACGGGUGCUCAGGAACAGGCUCCCCCCAGCAUUGCUGCCAGAACUGCGCCUGCUUGCUGAUCACAAUAUCCCGGAGGAACCCUCGCAGGCUCCCAGGUUUACUGAGCUGGUGGACGGCAGACGGAGGAUCAGUGCCAAGUUCAGCAGCUUGCCGAGCAAAUCCGUCACCAUGAGAACACAACCUGAGGCGCCAGUGAAGCUGGAAAACAUGGAGGAAUCGACCAAUCGGGUCGGCCUGGCACUGCAGCUGCCGGAGUCUGAGAACCAGAAGAGAGAGCGUAAGUCUGAUGAUAGCCAGAACUGCUCUACAAACCCCUGCAAAAAUGGGGGGACCUGCGUCCCAGGUGUCAAGGUCUACCUCUGUGACUGCAUCCCCGGCUUCAAGGGCAGACGCUGUGAACUAGCCUGCAAGAAGCUGCCCCACUCCUGCACUCGGCUGUACUCAGAAACCAAGUCAUUUCCUGUCUGGGAAGGGGGCAUCUGCCAUUACCUAUACAAGAGGGUCUACAAAGUCCACCAGGACAUCUGCUACAAGGAGAGCUGUGAGAGCACUGCUUCAAAGAAGACAGGCAGCAGGGUUCAAAGCACUAAGAGCUUCCAUCUUACCAGAUCUAAGGGCUUUCAAACACCAGGAAGAUCGGAUCUACAAAUAGUGGGGGAGACCUUCCUACAUGGAGUCACUGCCCUUCCCUCUCCUCCAGCCUGUUAGGGACACACUCAGACUGGCACACCAUACAGUCACUUCCCCUCCCAGCAGCAGGCGCACCGGAGCCCUCAUACGGGCUUUCCUUAUUGCGGACGCCCUUCUUCCCAUCACCAGACUCCAUCUAGGGACGAGCAACAUCACAUUAGAAUGGCUGACUGUCUCAUACGGGGGUUAGCCUAUCUUUGUAACCCAGGCCUGUUUAUGCGAGUCCCUGCUCUGCCUUUACAGGGCUGACAUCCAGCCCCCUCUUACCAGCAUAUGCACCAAUCUGUUAAAUUACAAAUCAAGUUUAAUGCAGCACUACACUCCUUAGCUAUGAACUGACACCUGACCUACACAGCCCCGGCAGAGAAGUAAGAUAUUCCCCUGCACAGUCAAGUAAAAAAAAAUCCUAACUAUUUGAACUGAUGAGGGUGAAAAAUAAAGGAAGUAGUAGACACAUUUCCCCUUCUUUUGUACCUUAAAUGUUUGGUUUGUAAGAACACUAUGCUGAGUAGCAGGCAAUAUUGGCUAUUUCCUUCAAGUUAUUAAUGUUUUAACUGAGUUUCAGUGUGUAGCGUAGAAAAAUGUCUACUGCAUCUAACAAUGAUGAACUUUUUUCCUCAAAAAAAAAAAAGGUGAAGGCUUAGAAAUGCGUUUGCUCCCAUACUCAUUUUUAUAGCACAUCAACACACUGGUCUAUGAAAUCAUUCCAGGGCACUGUAGCUGUGUUCAGCAAAGAAAAUGUUUAAAGUCCUUAUCUCCAGCUGAAACAGAUUGAGUAAGUGUCCAAAGCAUUUGUCAGCUGUAAUCCACUUCUCUGCAGCUGUAUAUUUUAAACCAGGCAGUACCAGGAAACUGACACACACACUGAUACAGCUCUGACAUCAACUGGCAUCCAAGCACUAAUUCCCUGUAUUACAGUAGAGCUGACUGCAGUGGUGCUUAGGUAUUGGCAGCAAUACCACCUGGGCAGGCUCAAGGAAAGCAUGUCUGGCUUUUAAGAUUUCCUAGCUUUUGAGAGUUUGUAUGAGUAUGACACUAGUUACACAUAGAUUUGUGUAUUACUAUACACAGUGUAUAUUAUAAAUUAAUACACAUCAGAGAUAUAGUUUAGCAAUGGUACUAGAGUGUUGUUUCAGGAGCAGUAUAUGGGUGCACCUCUAGGAGGCUGUGACUCAUGGCGCAGGAUACAGCAGCCUUUCCCCACCGCCUAGAGCUAAUAGUCAAGGGGGUGUAAAGUGUAAAUACAGUUUCUUUAGUGAAGGAAAGAAUGGUUCUGAGCAGAACACAGCGCAGGCGUUAAGCAGCUCCCCUCGGCAGGCAUCCUCCUUGUUCCGAGUGCCUCGCCAAACACCCCCUCUGAGCAAGAGAACGUCAGGGUGCUGAGGAACCUGGCCAGCCACAACAGCCAACUGGAAAAUCAGGCUCCUUUCCAGGCAGUGGUGGUAAUGCCAUUACCCACAAGGGAUGAGGAAAAACCAGUUCACGGAUCUCUGCUGCAGUGGAAUAUUCCCUUUGCCUCCCAACUCCAUCAGGCCACUGCCAUAGAGAUCAGGCACAAGAACGACUCACUUGAGAGAUGCUGCCGGAAACCAAACUGGGAAGUGGACGGGUUGACAGGUAAUUAGAGUGGUGGGGCGGGCCCUUAGGAAACCUUGAGUCCCAGUUAUCCUGAGCUCAUUUCACAUGGGAAAGCUUAGAAUCCCUAGUCCUUAAACGCCCUUCACGUGGCCAUGGGGGAGGGGUGGCACUGCUUCUGGGACGUGGGAGGAGGUUGUCAGAGAUCUGGAAAGCCCUUGUCAUUACCUGGGGAGAAAAGAGAGUUGGGACCAGAACACCAGGGGUCAAAUCAUCCAACAUUCCAAGUCAGAAUGACAUGCCCCUUUCCCCAGGUGUUCUGUCACCUGAGUCCAAGCUGGCGGCGGACGAGAAGGACGUGCAACCCUUCUGCGAUGCUGCCUGAAAAUAGGGUCACUGAAUGCAUCCGCAGACAAUGUGGUUCAAAAGAAGCCUGCAGCUUGUUAAAAUCUCUAGUUUUCAUGCAAACCUAUCCCUUUAACUGGAAACUAAAACAAUCCUGCAAGCAGACUGUGCAUGUUCCCUUUCAGUCCAGCUAUGGCACCCUUUGAGCUAUAGGACAGGAGAGUAGAUCUCUGGCUGCAAUCCCAGGAGUUGGCGCUCCCACCCGCCUCAUGUUCCCCCAGCAAGACCAGCAUGUUUACACGCACCGUCAGCCUGAGAGCUGCUGCCCGGAACAGAUCCACGGCCCAGGAGCAGCAAGGCGGGUGCAGCAGCUUGCUCCCCUUCUGCCAUACAAGGAGUCUCCACUCUUGGUAUGUGUUGUAACGUAGCUACCUGAGAGCUUGCGCAGCAGCGUCCAGGUCAAACUAUAUGCUACAGAGACUAAGCACAGUAUGUAACGCAGCAGAAAAAGAUUUUAUCUUGUUCAAAAAAGUUAGUUAUUUUGUUUUUUAAAUAAAAAUACAAUUGCUA